AUGGCGCGCCCACGAGCUGCGUCGGGCGCUGAUGCCCCCAAGGAACCCCAUGCCGUUUCCCUGAAAGUUCUUCGUCUCUCCCGACCGUCCCUCUCUUAUCAAUCCCCGCUCCCCGCCGCGAACACAAAGAUCUCCCCCAAGGCUUCCUUGAGCUAUCCAUCCGUCGACUCUGAUGACCAAUUCAUUCUUACACCUAUCCUCACCCUUCCCCCCGCAUUCGGAUCCGUCUAUGUCGGCGAAACCUUUGCCUGCACACUCAGCGCAAACAAUGAGAUCUCUACGAACGAAGUAGGUCGAGUCGUGACCUCCGUGCGCAUCGUUGCCGAAAUCCAAACCCCCUCCUCAGUCGCAACCCUCGAACUCGAUCCCGCCAGCGACACCGCUCAAUCAGAGGGUCUCCAAAUCGGCGAGUCCCUACAAAAGAUUGUGCGCUAUGACCUAAAGGAGGAAGGGAAUCAUAUUCUCGCCGUUAGCGUGAGCUAUACUGAGACCAGGAUUGGUGAGAAUGCUCAUGCGGCGAGCGGUCGUGUUCGCACGUUCCGGAAGCUAUAUCAAUUUGUCGCGCAGCCGUGUCUGAGUGUGCGCACCAAGGCCUCUGAAUUGCCGCCUUUGGAAGUGGAAAACAAGUCACUGGGUCCGUAUGGAAAGACUCGGUUGCUUCGGUUUGCCUUGGAAGCGCAAUUGGAGAAUGUGGGGGACGGUGCGGUGGUUGUAAAGCAAACCCGACUCAACCCCAAACCACCCUUCAAAUGCCAAUCCCUCAACUGGGACGCAACAUCCUCCGAUCCCUCCACAGCAAAACCACCAACCCUCAACCCACGCGACGUCCUCCAAGUCGCCUUCCUAAUAGAACAAGAAGAAUCCCGCACAGAAGGCAUCGAGGCCCUACAAAACGAUCUCCGCCGCGACGGCCGCGCCACCCUGGGCCAAUUAUCUAUUGAGUGGCGCGGCGCCAUGGGCGACAAGGGCUUCCUCACGACUGGCAAUCUGAUGAGCCGGAAACGUACCUGA
Molecule: messenger RNA, 1011 nt
Organism: Penicillium daleae
Lineage: Eukaryota; Fungi; Ascomycota; Eurotiomycetes; Eurotiales; Aspergillaceae
Product: trafficking protein particle complex subunit 13
Exons: 5
Coding region: 1-1011 (336 amino acids)
Cellular component (GO): TRAPPIII protein complex
Source: RefSeq, a predicted model, not a curated record